GCAACGCUCAAGGUCGGAUCCAGCAUCUCUCCGUCCCCUUGGGUCUCUUCGCACAAGGCUCUGGAAGAUGCUCGGGCGCCAUUCCGUCCCCAGGAUACAGCAUCCGACCACAGAAAAAGGAGGCGAAGACGAGGAGGAGGGGGGAAGCAGUGGCUGCUUGUAAGCCCUGGUUUCCCUUACCGAGGAACCGAAACCUCUAUUUCCGCCUCCCCCCUCCCCCACCAGCCACUUUCCACCCGCUCGCCGUGGGCUGAUGUCGCUGUUGCUGGAGGGAAGUGAAAAUGAAAUCGACUUUUCUGAGAACUGAUGAAAGCAGCGGAGCCUGCCAAUGAACGGCUGCGGCAAACUUCCGCACCCCUUUCUCUCCUUCCAGCCCCCACCUCCCCUUCUCUCGCUCUCUGCACAAACAGGCCUGGAAGAGGAGCAGGAGGAGGAGGAGGAAGGGAGGGGGGAUUUCCAAGACUCAGCUCCUCGCGGCUUCCUCCCCUUGUUUUGCUUUCGAUCUGGACUGAUCUCCGCCAAAAGCAGAGGAGGAGGGAAUAACUUUUAGUUUUGCUCCCGCGAUUUAUGCAGCCGCCUGUUUUCCUUUCCAUUUUGCGUCUCUUGGCAACCGCGAUAACCUUGAAGGGAACUGCCAUAAAUAACGCGAAACAAACUUAUUGAUGCUUCUUUCUCCAUCUCUCCCUUCUAGCCUUAAAUGGCCCGUGAGGCGUAUCACGUAGAUAGGACAAAAGCAGGAGACAGUCAGGUAACAAUGCCAGUGGAAAGAAUGCGAAUGCGGCCAUGGCUGGAGGAACAAAUAAAUUCAAACAUAAUACCGGGUUUGAAGUGGCUAAACGAGGAAAAAAUGAUUUUUCAGAUUCCUUGGAUGCACGCAGCACGCCAUGGGUGGGAUGUUGAAAAAGAUGCUCCUUUAUUUAGGAACUGGGCUAUUCACACAGGGAAGUUCCAGCCAGGAGUUGAUAAACCAGACCCAAAGACAUGGAAGGCAAACUUUCGAUGUGCUAUGAACUCCUUACCCGAUAUUGAAGAAGUCAAGGACAAAAGCAUAAAGAAAGGAAAUAAUGCCUUCCGGGUAUACCGGAUGCUGCCGUUAUCUGAGAGGCCUUCAAAGAAAGGAAAGAAACCCAAGGAAGACAAAAUUAAACAAAUUAAGCAAGAACCAGAGGAUUCGUCUUAUGAACUGAGUAUUGGAACAUACCAGGGGUUUUCUGAUUACUGCUUAUCUCCAGCAAUAAAAGCUGAAGUCGACAGCACAAUAAACAUUGUAGUUGUAGGAGAUGCGCAUUUUGAGUGUGCUUCUGAGGAUCAUAUGAUAGUUCCCAAUCCACCCGAUGUUUGCCAAGUAGUGGAAGUGACAACAGAAUGUGAUGACCAACCUAGCAGUAUGAGUCAGUUGUAUCCACUACAGAUCUCCCCAGUCUCCUCCUAUGCAGAAAGUGAGUCAACGGACAGCAUACCAAGUGACGAAGAAAAUGCACAGGGUCAUCUUCAGUGGCAAAAGGAAAACAUUGGCGGCAAACAAUACUACAGCAACUUGGGGCCAAGGAACCCCCCUUACCCGCUUCCUGGGAUGGCUACUUUUGUGACUUCCAACAAGCCUGACCUCCAGGUCACCAUUAAGGAAGAAGCCUGUCCCUUGCCUUACAACAGCUCGUGGCCUUUCCCAGAGCUCCCUCUGCAACAAAUCGUGUGCUCGGCUUCCACCAGCUACAGCAACAGGCCACCGGAUCACGAGAACCGGGCCAGCGUCAUCAAGAAAACGUCAGAUAUUACUCAGUCAAGAGUCAAGAGCAGCUAAGCCACAUAAACUGGCACGUUCUUGGCGGAUUCUCUGUUGUGGCUUUUGAGGAGCACAUCUAGUGUACAUUCAGCAAAACCGAAGAGAGAGAAAAGCCUUGACAGUCCGGAACGCGACCGUGUCCAACUCCAGCACUGGAGCAUUUUAAACUCAGGACUCCAACCAACAGAAUGUAGACAUGAAGCUGGACAGAGGUCCAAAGUUACAGCCCAGGGACAGGAAAGCCACCCUGAUAGAUUCGAAGGCUGAAACAAGAGGACCAAGAGCCCCCCCCAUGAAGUUCCUCCAUUUCUUGCAGUUCAGGCCACAAUGGAACUGAAAACCUCGGAAUGGAAAGAAAAAUGUGAACUUGCUUGAUAUUUGUUUUUGUUUUUCAGAAUCAGUUGUGAAUAUGUACAUAACGCAGUGCUGUACUAGCAAUACUGCAGACUGCUUUCGCACCUUAUUGAAAAAAAGAAAAAGCACUUGCAAAAAAGGCCUUUCAUUAUCUUGCUCUUAUUAAUGGCACACUUUAAGCCUCUUCCCCCCCCCCCCCCUCAACUUCGCUCUUUCCCAGGGCUCUUCUGGUUGAUGUCGCCUUGGAGUAUGGAAAAAAUCAAAUAGGAAAGCAAAACCUUCUCCUGUACAUUUCGCAGGUUGUUUUUAAGAGUGCUUACCUUAUACUUGUCUAAUCUGCUAUGCUUGAAAGCUGUGUGGUACAAUAGAAGAAAAUCUAUUACAGAUAUAUUAUGCAAAUUCCCAGGUUUUAAAGAGAGAGAGAGAGAAAUGCUCUAAUUCUAACCAGAGUAAGCUUUUUUAUUUUUUUAUACAGUGGGAUAUUUUAUUCAAAGUAAAAUUCUAAAGUGAAUAUUAAUUGUUUUACUUUUUUUAUCUUUUCUACAGCAAAUUUAUAAUUUUACAAUUCAGUGACUUGGUUGUCAGCAACCAUUGCAUCUUUGUGGCACAUUUUCUUUUUUUCCCUUUUUCUUUUCUUUUUUUACAAUUUGUAAAGGUGAAAUAGCUUUUAAUGAAUUUUAUGUAGCAAUCAAACUAUCCUGUGGAUUGAUAAUAAAUAUUAUAUAUAAAUAAGUUUUUAAAUAAACACGUUUUCUUGGG
This is a messenger RNA of Lacerta agilis (Sand lizard), 2896 nucleotides long. RefSeq names its product interferon regulatory factor 2 (gene IRF2). Gene Ontology annotation, molecular function: DNA-binding transcription factor activity, RNA polymerase II-specific; RNA polymerase II cis-regulatory region sequence-specific DNA binding. Lineage: Eukaryota; Metazoa; Chordata; Lepidosauria; Squamata; Lacertidae. Gene Ontology annotation, biological process: regulation of transcription by RNA polymerase II; immune system process. The transcript is spliced from 10 exons. The record is from RefSeq and is a predicted model, not a curated record. Gene Ontology annotation, cellular component: nucleus. The coding region runs from base 698 to 1801 and encodes 367 amino acids.